AGAAACUAUAGUAGGCAAGGAUAGUGCGUACUCAAAUCCGUUCGCGUUUUCAUCGUAAUCACGUACAACAUAGAAUUCGAUAAAUCGCCCACCUUUGAAAAUUCCAGCACGUGAAGAAGAUAUGGGUUCCUUUUAUGACUCGUCCAGUUUGAACACCUUCCACGUGAUGUGCUUGGUUUUCUGGAGCUUUAUUGGACCUUGUAGACCUCUGCAGUUUGAUUUAAAACCGAUGUCAACGAGAUGCUUGUCUGAGGGCGUUCAGAAGGAUGAAACUGUUCUAGUUCGGUUCAACGUCACCUUGGCUCAUGAUCACUUCAUCAAGAAGCCUGAAACGGAAGAAGUGGUGGACGCUUCCCAUCCAGUUCCAGCAGUGCACAUCACUGCAACAGACCACUCAGGACAAAUCCUGGCAAAGAGACAGUACGUAAGAGGACCGGGUUCCUUCCUCAGUACUUCGGACUUCCGGGAAGCAGUGACCAUUUGCUUCGCGUCCAUCGCCCUGAUUGGCCCCGAAAAGACGCUCUCUGACGCAGACUUUUCAGCCCUCAUCGUAGCUUCCUCGAAUCCGGACUCGUUCGUCUUGAACAUUCGCCUGGACGUUGAUCACGAUAAUAAUAACGCAGCAGAAGCGAAUCGCGAUCAAGGCAGUACCACGACCAUAAAGGAAGAUUUGCUUUUGAGGAAAUUGCUUUUGGAUACGGAUGCGAUUGCCAAGAGGUUCGCGGCGAUGAUUGAAAAUUGUGAGGAGUUUCACGGAUCCCACGAAUUCACCAAGAAGCGAUUCACUAAUUUCUGCGCAAUCAGCCUCGCUGGACUGUUUUCAGUAACCAUUUGGCAAUUCGUAUGUCUUGUAAAAUUAUUUUCCCAUAAACAGCUUCUUUAAUCAAUUUCUACAAUAUUGCUGAUGGGGCUAUAUAUUCCGGAACAUGACUAUAAUAUCUAGUGACAUCUAUCCUGGAAAUAACAUCCCUCUCCCGAACAUUUCGUUCAUUUGCCUAGAGAUUACAGCAGUAACAUCCAAAAUAAAGAGCGUCUCAUUUCUUCCAAUCAAGGUACAUUACUGUAUUCAAAUCUUGAGCAAAAAUCCUUAAAAUUCUUUGAGAUCUAUCAAAUGAGAACUAUUUGAAUAAAAAAUCAUUUUUAAAUUCUUGAAAAUCCAUUGCAUCAAUUUCAAAAAGUCUCAAAACUUAUGAACCAGCCCUCUUAUUAACUCAUGUCCUGAGGACCACGUUUUUUUCAAAUUCUUGUUCUCAAGAGCAGAACAUCAACACAACAUUUACACAGAUGGACUCUCUCAACAGAACAAAAUUGUUGUAGCAAAAAUUGCACUUAAGCUUGUAGAGAACCCCAAUACCAUGGGGAGAGACCCCUG
Notodromas monacha is the source of this 1372-nucleotide messenger RNA. The record is from the annotation of a GenBank genome assembly. NCBI's taxonomy places the organism in Eukaryota, Metazoa, Arthropoda, Ostracoda, Podocopida, Cyprididae.